Lontra canadensis (Northern American river otter) is the source of this 2081-nucleotide messenger RNA. RefSeq names its product fukutin related protein (gene FKRP). The transcript has 3 exons. Gene Ontology annotation, biological process: protein O-linked glycosylation via mannose. The record is from RefSeq and is a predicted model, not a curated record. NCBI's taxonomy places the organism in Eukaryota, Metazoa, Chordata, Mammalia, Carnivora, Mustelidae. Gene Ontology annotation, cellular component: Golgi apparatus. Bases 587 to 2074 code for a protein of 495 amino acids.
GACAGUUUUAAGAUUGUGUCUCAGGAUGGAGUGGGUCUAGGGAAGGGUUUGUUACGGUAAUGGCUUUGGUCACUUCUAGUCCCACCUUUCUGGGCACAUAUAUAAGAAGGGAUGGUUAUAGGCUGCUGGGAUAACUGACAUCCUUCCCACCCAUUCCUGAGAUACCCCAGGUGGGGCCGGAGCUCAUGGAACUUCAAAGAGAAAGGAUUCUCUGACCUUCUCAUUGCCACUUUUGCAGGCAAGGUGAAAUCGUACUCUGCUGUACAAAAUUGGCUGAUUUGGGGUUUUCUGGUUCUCUUUCCCUCAGCAGUGCAGCUGAGCUGGGCUGGAGCCGCCCACCCGGAGCUCCCGCAGCAACCUAGGAGAAGGGGCAGCCGAGGCUCAGUCCAGAGCACAGCUCAGGCCAGGUGAACCUAGGCCGAAAGUGAACCUGAGUCUACUUACAUUGUUUUCUGGGGAAUGGAGAGACAAAGUCUCAGCUUGACUGUCCUCUCCUCCUGGACCACCUUUUCUCUGUCACACCCCCCGCCGGUUUCCUGACCCGUCUGAUGCCCCGGAAGCCCAGCUAGGGCCCGACUUUGGCCCCAUGCGUCUCACCCGCUGCCAGGCUGCCCUGGCAGCCGCCAUCACCCUCAACCUCCUGGUCCUCUUCUAUGUCUCAUGGCUGCAGCACCAGCCCAGGAACUCCCGGGCCCGGAGUCCCCGCCGUGGAGCGGCUGCCGGCCCCCGUGUCACCGUCCUGGUGCGGGAGUUCGAGGCCUUUGACAACGCGGUGCCUGAGCUGGUGGACUCUUUCUUGCAACAAGACGCAGCCCAGCCAGUGGUGGUGGCCGCGGACACGCUCCCCUACCCGCCCCUGGCCCUGCCCCGCGUUCCCAACGUUCGCCUGGCGCUGCUCCAGCCCGCCCUGGACCGGCCCGCCGCGGCCUCGCGCCCCGAGACCUACGUGACCACCGAGUUCGUGGCCCUGGUGCCUGACGGGGCGAGGGCCGAGGCCCCGGGCCAACUGGAGCGCAUGGUGGAGGUGCUCCGAGCAGGAGGGGCACGCCUGGUGGCCGCCCCUGUCGCCUCGGCCAACCCCGCCCGGUGCCUGGCCCUGAACGUCAGCCUGCGGGAGUGGACGGCCCGCUACAGCCCCGCGCCCUCCGCGCCCCGCUGUGACGCCCUGGACGGAGACGCGGUGGUGCUCCUGCGCGCCCGCGACCUCUUCAACCUGUCGGCGCCCCUGGCCCGGCCGCUGGGCACCGGCCUCUUCCUGCAGACGGCCUUGCGGGGCUGGGCGGUGCAGCUGCUGGACCUGCCGUUCGGCGCGGCGCGCCAGCCACCCCUGGCCACGGCCCACGCGCGCUGGAAGGCAGAGCGCGAGGGGCGCGCGCGGCGGGCAGCACUGCUGCGCUCGCUGGGCAUCCGCCUGGUAAGCGGGGAGGGCGGGCGCCUCGAGUGGUUCGGUUGCAGCAAGGAGACCCCGCGCUGCUUCGGGACGGUGGUGGGCGACACACCGGCCUAUCUCUACGAGGAGCGCUGGACGCCCCCGUGCUGCCUGCGCGCUCUGCGAGAGACCGCCCGCUAUGUGGUGGGCGUGCUGGAGGCGGCCGGUGUGCGCUACUGGCUGGAGGGCGGCUCGCUGCUCGGGGCCGCCCGCCACGGGGACAUCAUCCCGUGGGACUACGAUGUGGACCUGGGCAUCUACCUGGAGGACGUGGGCAACUGCGAGCAGCUGCGGGGGGCCGAGGCGGGCUCGGUGGUGGACGAGCGCGGCUUCGUGUGGGAGAAGGCCGUAGAGGGCGACUUCUUCCGCGUGCAGUACAGCGAGAGCAACCAUCUGCACGUGGACCUGUGGCCCUUCUACCCCCGCAAUGGAGUCAUGACCAAGGACACAUGGCUGGAUCACCGGCAAGAUGUCGAGUUCCCCGAACACUUCCUGCAGCCUCUCGUGCCCCUGUCCUUUGCUGGCUUCGUGGCGCAGGCACCUAACAACUACCGUCGCUUCCUGGAGCUCAAGUUCGGCCCCGGGGUCAUCGAGAACCCAGAGUACCCCAACCCGUCCCUCCUGAGCUUGGCAGGAAGUGGCUGAAGCUCCU